Messenger RNA from Heterobasidion irregulare TC 32-1, 777 nucleotides. RefSeq lists its product as uncharacterized. The transcript has 2 exons. The annotation marks the transcript as partial. Gene Ontology annotation, biological process: glycolytic process. The record is from RefSeq and is a predicted model, not a curated record. Gene Ontology annotation, molecular function: fructose-bisphosphate aldolase activity. NCBI's taxonomy places the organism in Eukaryota, Fungi, Basidiomycota, Agaricomycetes, Russulales, Bondarzewiaceae.
CUUUUACAGCAGCGCGGUAUCAUACCCGGCAUGCGCGCCGACACCGACUCGCACCCACACCCGCUCUCUCCCUCCGAGCCCAUGACCCAAGGCCACGACGACCUCCUCCCGCGCCUCCUCGCCGCGCGCUCCGCCGGCGCGCGCUUCACCAAAUGGCGCGCCCCGAUCCUCUGCGACGCGCACGCGCUCCCCACCGACGCCGCGCUCGCCGCGCAGGCCGAGGGCCUCGCGCGCUUCGCGGCCGUGAGUCAGCAGGCGGGGCUCGUGCCGAUCGUCGAGCCCGACGUCGACUUUGGCGCGGACGCGGACCUACGGCGGAGCGUCGAGGUGCACGCGCGGGCCAUCAGCCUCAUCUACGCGCGCUGCGCGGCGUACGGGGUGUUGUUGGAGGGCACGCUGCUUAAGCCGUCGUUCGCGCAGCCCGGGCUGAAGCACCCGUCGCGGGCGACAACGAGCGCGGGCGAGAUCGCGCGCGCGACAGCCACCACACUCGCGCGCUCGGUGCCUGUUGGGGUCGCGGGCGUCGUAUUUCUCUCCGGCGGACUGUCUGACGCUGACGCGGCGCUGUACCUGCACGAGAUUAAUCAAGUCGUCAACACGGCUCAGCCGCCUUCCGCACUCGCGCGCUUGCCGCCGUUGACGUUCUCGUUCGGCCGCGGGCUGCAGGGCGACGCGAUGCAGAAAUGGGUGCGUGGAGACGAGAAGGGGGCGAAAGACGCGUUUGAGGCGAGGGCAAAGACGUGCUCGAGCGCAGCGAAGGGCGAGUUGAAGCUAUGA